AGUCGUAGUAUUGAAAGAGUGUUCGUGUUGGUGAGGGACUAGACAUUCAGAAGCGACGUAAGGGCCGUGACCGAAUCAGCUAUUUUGUGGCUAUAGCUUUCUUUUCGCGUUUGAUGUACUGCGCAGAACAGCCUUAGCCGUAGAUAAUAACGCCCAUUCGGACAAGGCUAGACUUUGCCUACACGCACGUGUUUGACUGUGUUGUCUUUGAGUAGUUGACUGAAACUUACUUGUCCAAAAUGGAGACCUAAAGUGUGGCUAAUAUGGCAGAAUUUGUUCACCAGAACCUCGAAGAGACUCUGCUCGAGCUAGAACAACUAGAACGGGUUGGGCUUUUUACAAAAGUAGAAAUUAAAACUAUUGUGAAGAAGAGGACAGGUUUUGAGUAUCGUCUCGUCAGACUGAGAAAGGACAAGCAAGAUUUCCUGCGGUAUAUACAGUAUGAAGUCAACUUCUUAGCUUUAAUCAAGAAGAGAAGAGAGCGAAUUGGUUACUUCUUUAAAAAAGACGAAAUUGAGUAUGCCAUCAUCAGACGGAUCCAGAAACUAUUCAGGAGAGCGUGCACCAUGUUCUGCGAUGACCAGAAGCUGUGGUUCUCGCACAUGCAGUUCUGCAAGAAGUGGAACAUGAACAAUGAGUUGAGCAGACUGUUUACGAGACUACUCAAGGUGCACUCCAGUAACCCUGCACUGUGGAUUAUAGCAGCCAAGUUUCAAAUGGAGGAAAUCAAGUCAGCAGAGAAUGCCAGAAGCCUGUUACUACGAGCCAUCAGGCACCAUCCCAAGAACCACAAGCUCAGAGUUGAGUAUUUUCGAAUGGAGUUGAUGCACGCAGAUAAGCAAAGGAAACGCUGGGCAUUGUUACAGCAGGGCAACAUGGAGGCCAGGGAGGAAGGCAUGGAAGACCCCAUCUUGAAAGGCAAAGUGGCCAUGGUGGUCUACAAGAUGGCCAUCCAAGAUAUACCAGGUGAUAUUGAUCUUCAUCUGGCCUUUCUCUCUGUGUGCAAGAAGUUUGAUUUCACGCAAGACCUAGAAGAGGAGAUAUAUCAGGACUUGUUGGAAGCCCAUCCAGAGAAUGAGCUCAUGUGGGAUGCUGUUGCCAAGAGACACCUUACAGCAGACAGCAACGGAUCAGAGUCGAUCCAUCUCGCAGAGGAGACGCAAUGUCAUGAGGUGUACGAGAAGGCUGUGAAGAGACUACCAACAGCAAAGAUGUGGAGUAUGUACAUCAACUGCUGCAUUGAUAGACUACAGCUCAGAGGAAUGGAAGACAUUAGUGACAAGCGAGCUGAGAAAACCGUGCAAGUCUUUGCAUCAGCCAGUAAACAAUCGUCACUGCCAGAUGACCUGUAUGUGAAAUGGAUGCACCUCCUUCAGAAUCUGGGUAAGAUAGAUGAGGCCAAAGAUGUAGCAGCGUCGGCCAUCGUCACUCAUCGCCACUCGGCGGCUGUGUGGGAGGCAUGCCUCAGGCUGUCCAUCCAAGACUCCGGAAUGGGCAAGGAACAUCAGCAGGCUGAAGUGUCUCAACUCUUUGACAGUGCAAUCUCCUUUGUCAAGGCCAAGCAUGCACUACCACUCUGGAGAUUGGGGCUAGAAUGGUGCCUGAUCAUGAACCCUGACAAUGUACAAGAAAUAUUCAAGGCAGCUAUAAAAGAGCCACCUGCAGUCUCAACACCGAUGAAGAUAGUGUAUCUAGAGUGGGUAGCCAUCAAGAAGGGCAUCAGUAAGGCUAGAAAGAUCUAUAAGAGGCUGUCCAGGGAAAGACCUCUGUCAGUGGAUUUCUUCAAACAGUACAUCACCAUAGAGCAGGCCCAGCCAGAGCCCAACAUGGCCAGAAUACGCCGUGGCUACGAAGACGCUUUGGCUGAAUUUGGCUCAUCUAGACCAGACCUGUGGUUAGACUUCAUUCGUCUGGAGAAGGACAGCAUGCAGGCUGCACAGCUUCAUUGGAGAGCCAUGAAAGCGCUCUCAGGCCCUGGCCUUGAAGACUUCACUAACGGCUACACACUGCUGCAAACUGGCCAUGUAUCCUAGCCAGCACUGUCACCACAGUGACGGAAUGUGGAAGUCGAGUGCUUCACAACUGUCUCACCAUUGCUCCACAUGUAAUCUUGUGAAGUAUUUGAUUGAAACACUGCUGUGGUGAUAGGGCAGAGGUGCAAAACUAUCGUAGCCCAAACUUGUGUAAUUUCCUCACCCACUUCCCAUUUGCUUUGUUACAUGUCUACAUGAUCAUCCAAUCUUUCUUUUGAUAAAUGAAGAGAGAAUUUUUCUACAGUAUGGGUGAUCACUGGAUGAUGGACUGUCAGAACACAAAGGUACCCGUAUUUAGUUACAAACAAAAGCCAAUUGGUCAACUUCCCAUAUGAAGAUAUUUGUUUUUAUAUGAAAGUAAAGAGCAAUGUUCAGUGCAUUCACGUUGAAAUACUUCCGAGUCGAACAUUGCUCACUGUCAAAUUUCAGGUUUGAAAGAGGUUGUGAUUGGAAAGAUUCUGCCCAGAUUUGUGAAGCUGGAAAUAUAUUUGCUCAACAAAAUUACCUGUAUCCAAUAUCAAAUGCGGGUCAGUCACAUGGGGCAUAUAGAUGAAAUUUUAGCUGGUAACCAAAUUUUUGCCUGGCAAAUGUUUUCUUUGUUUAGCAGCCACACACAGGCUGGUCCCAGCACUUGUCACUAAACACCAACUGCCAAAUUAUUUUCUUAAUGUUUUCAAUCCUGACAAAUUAAUUACAAUUCAAUGAUGAUGUUAUUUAUUGACAUUACUGGUCAGUCUCAUGUUUAGUCACAGGUUACAACAUCAUUGGUUCAAACUGUGUCAUUUUGAAUUUCCCACAGACUUUAUUUAUUGAACAUUUCCUCACGAUUCUCCUAGAUAAUUUAUUUAUGCAUGUUAUUCUGGAACUUAACCAAUUGUAUUUUAUUUAUGCAUCUUCAAAGAUGUUGAAUUUUUGUAAGUAAUCAUCAAUUGUUCCCAAUGACUUUUCCUGUUUUUCCUCGACUGAUAACUUUAAGGUUAAUUCUCAUGAAUUUGAGUUGUCUAUUUGUGUUAAGUUUGUGCCCUUGGAGUAAGGCAUGCUGUAAGUCACAUCUCCAUUUUGUACAAUUUUAAUAUUCUUGGAAAGUGUUGAUGUCUCUGAUAAAUGCCCAGAACUGGAAAAACCAAUGCAGUUCUUUUGUUUUGAAAGUUGUUUGAUUGUUUUAAUGACUUUUUAACUUAUGAAAACCGACAAAAUAUUUUUCAGAUUGAUUUCUAGGUUAAAAGUUGUACAACUUGCCCUCGUUUAGCUCCGGGCUCCAAAUUGGCCAAGUGAAUAAUAUAAAAGGACCAAAUUAUGCAUUCCUGUUGAUAGAAAUUCACCCAAUUACAGAGUAUAACAAAGGAGUUUUGUAAAUUUAACAUUUAUGGGUUGUUAUGUUGACAACCGUCAUUUUCAAGUAUCUGAUUUUUUAAAUCAUAAAAGUAGAAAUCACUUUGAAGCAUGAAUCAAUCUCAGAUGCACCAAGAACUUUUCGUGAAAAGCCAAAGAGCAGGGCUUUAUCGAGAAAAGGGUCAAUCAAACGUUGAUAGAGCUUCUAUUAGUUGGAGAGCACUAUGAGAUGGGCUAAAUUGUUUUGUUUUGAGGGAUAAAAUUUACCCUUUAUUGUCAUUGCAGUUAGGGUAACACUUGGGACUUCUCAUAUUGCAGACGUUUGCAUUUUGUAUCAGUACCUUUAUUCAGAUAUACAUCAUGCUGAUGGGUGUAUAGAUGUACAUUUGCCCAGGUUUCUGUUGCUUUAUUAAGACGUGUUACAUUGAA
Molecule: messenger RNA, 3794 nt
Organism: Acanthaster planci (crown-of-thorns starfish)
Lineage: Eukaryota; Metazoa; Echinodermata; Asteroidea; Valvatida; Acanthasteridae
Gene: utp6
Product: UTP6 small subunit processome component
Biological process (GO): maturation of SSU-rRNA from tricistronic rRNA transcript (SSU-rRNA, 5.8S rRNA, LSU-rRNA)
Cellular component (GO): small-subunit processome; Pwp2p-containing subcomplex of 90S preribosome
Molecular function (GO): snoRNA binding; protein binding
Source: RefSeq, a predicted model, not a curated record